This is a messenger RNA of Vigna umbellata (rice bean), 1979 nucleotides long. The record is from RefSeq and is a predicted model, not a curated record. Lineage: Eukaryota; Viridiplantae; Streptophyta; Magnoliopsida; Fabales; Fabaceae.
UUCAUGUUAGUGCUCAUGUUAGUGCUUUGUUGCUAUAAAAAGCUUGAAUUGAAAGUUGGUUUAGUGCAGGUCUUGGAGAAGGAUUUGGCUGUUUUUGGGUUCUUUAUUGCUUUAGGCAGAAGUACAAGGUCAUUUCUUUUGACAAACGGUUUUGAAACUCUGGAUGAUCCAAUCGAAGAUUUCAUCAGGUAUCUUAUUGGAGGCAGUAUUUUAUACUACCCUCAGCUCUCAUCAAUUAGUUCAUAUCAAUUUUAUGUGGAGGUAGUUUGUGAAGAGUUGGAUUGGCUUCCUUUUUAUCCUGGAAUCACCAGUGUUUCAAAACAGUCUCAUAUGCAUAGAAAUAAACAAGAAGGUCCUCCAAAUCCUGAUGCAGUGCCCCAAGCUUUUGAUGCUUGCUCUCAUUGGAUUCAGAGCUUUAUUAAAUACAGUACAUGGCCAGAGAGCCCUUCAAAUGUUAAAGCAGCUGAGUUUCUGUCAACGGGGCACAAGAAGCUGAUGGAAUGUAUGGAAGAACUUGGGAUGAUUAGGGAAAACGCCCUGGAGGCUGAAGCCACUAAAAUAGAUCAUGGACAUAGAUCUCUUGACGAGGCACUGAAAAGUGUUGAAGAAGCUGUGAUAAGACUUGAAAAGUUGCUUGAAGAGUUUCAUGUAUCAAUAAGCUCUAGUUCUGGAAAAGAGCAUUUGAAAGCAGCCUGUUCUGACUUGGAGAAAAUACGAAAACUUUGGAAAGAAGCUGAAUUCCUGGUGGUGUCUUUUAGAGCAAAAGCUGAUUCUCUUCAUGAGGGGGUUAACAGUGGCCGGAACUACACACCAGUUGAAGAAGACGAGUAUGUGAAAGGGAAAAGCAGAAAGAAUGCUAAUGUAAGGGUAGACAGGAACAAAAGAAAUGUUGGAAAAUCGCGGGGAUUUUGGAGCAUCUUUGGAGGUCCUGUCACCAAAAAGCCCGGUUUAGAAUCUGAUCUGGAACCUUAUGAAAAUAAUAUCGAACAGCCUGCACCAAACGUAGGGGUUGUGGACCAAGAAUCCAAUGAAAUCCGCCGCUUUGAGCUUCUGCGAAAUGAGCUUAUAGAACUUGAGAAACGGGUUCAAAGAAGUGCCUAUCAGUCAGAAAAUAAUGAAGAUUUACUAGUUAUUGAUGAUGGUGCUCGUUAUACUGAUGAGGCUGGGGUUAAGUUGGCCAGGGUUGAGAAGAAAGAAAAUAUCCUGGAAAAAUCUAUUGGCAGACUAAAAGAAACAGGAACGGAUGUCUGGCAAGGAACUCAGCUUCUUGCUAUUGAUGUUGCUGCUGCCACGGGUUUAGUUAGAAGGGCACUUAUAGGGGACGAAUUGACUGAGAAGGAGAAGAAAACACUUAAAAGAACCUUGACUGACAUGGCUUCGGUUAUUCCUAUUGGUGUUUUAAUGCUUCUUCCAGUUACUGCCGUGGGGCAUGCUGCAAUGUUGGCUGCUAUUCAGAGAUAUGUACCAGCUCUAAUUCCAACCACUUAUGCACCAGAAAGGUUAGAUCUCUUGAGGCAGCUAGAGAAAGUAAAGCAAAUGGCAGUCGAUGAUAUAAGCUCAGAUGAGGAAGUGGAUGAAGAUAAAUGAUGAGAAGCAAGGCCGAUUUGUGUAUAGCUAGCAAAACUAUUCUUUGUGAUCUGAUGAAAAUCGGACUGCUUUGUUAUCCUCUUUCUGGAAAUUUUUUGUUCAUGCCAAAUUUCUCAGACAGGAGUUGGGCAUAGAGAAGUUCAUUCCACGUGUCUGGCACUCCUGGUAAGCACCAGUGGCUACAAUCCUGUGGGGCAUUAGGUGGAGUGCCUGGUUCCCGAAACUUGGAAGGGUGACCAUCUUUCCUCAACUCUGAAAGAUAUGUGAUGUUCAAAAAUUGGGCUUUCCGGCUCUCAUAUUGCAUCUGUUUGACAACACCAGAUAUAAAUAUGUUAUGAUAUGGUUCUGUUUCAAGUUUUGUAGGGUCAUUUUCUGGCUCUGUUUGUUUGUCA